AACAAUACUUGAUGGUAUUCUAUGACUGUUAAAUUUGAAAACGCAUGUGCGUGAAGUAUUCCUUGAGAAUUGCGUGUUGUAGUUCUUUAUUUAUUUUACAAAUACAAUGGAAGAGUCUGACAGUGAGCUUCAAGAGGCAUUCUCCAAAGGUCUUUUAAAGCCUGGCUUGAACACAGUUACAACAUUUGUCAAGAGGGAGUUCAAGAAUAAUGUUGCCGAGCUAAAGAGGAAGCUGGCGGAGAUGAAGCUGGCACUGCCAUGGGCAGAGCGCUUGGAUCUCGUCAACAAACCGGCACCUCUUGCACCUGAGCUCGCGUUCAAAAUGGGGGAGGAAGAGCGUGCACGAGAGGUUCAGCUCCGCAACAUGAACCGCAACCGCCCCGUUGCUGAUCUGAGUGCGGACCCUGUGCUCAACGACCUCAAGCGGGAGACCCUGUUCUACCGACAGGCACAGGCGGCCGUGCUCGAAGGGAUCCCCCGCCUCAAGGCAUUGGGCGUGCCCACGCGCCGUCCUGACGACUACCUUGCUCAGAUGGCUAAGACUGACGCGCACAUGCAAAAGGUGCGCAAGGUGCUGCAGAAGAAGCAGGCGGCAGUGGUUCUCAGCGAGCGAGCGCGCAAGCAACGACAGCUGCGCAAGCUCGGCAAGCAGAUCCAGAUUGAGACGAAGCUGAGGCGCGAUAAGGAGAAGCGCGAGCUGAGGGAGGAGGUGAAGAAGUACCGCAAGGGCGUGCGCACGGACCUGGACUUCCUAGAGGCAAACCCCAAACGUGCCAUUGGCAAGGGGUCCGGCGGCAGGGGGCCAGGCCAGAAAGGACCUGCCAGCAAAAAGGCAGAGGCGAAGCAGAAGUACAAGAGCAAGAAGUUUGGGUUCGGCGGCAAGAAACGCGGCGGCAAGGUGAACACUCGAGCGAGCGCGGCGGAUGUGUCGGAGUACACGCGGCCCAAGGGCGGUCCCAGAGGUGGGGCCAAGGGCAAGGCACGCCAGCAGCGGCCGGGUAAAAGCAAGCGCAUCAAGAUGAAGUCCAAGAAGAAGUAACGAUGACCUUCCUUGGUUUUCCCGUAGCUGCUUCUCCAGUUGCCGGAACAAUAACUGUUUAUAAAAUGUACUAUAAAAUAUUUUUUGUCAUUAAAUGUUACAGGUUUGAAUAUAUUUCUCAGGGCUGUGUUGGUGGCAGAUGUUCACCAAAUUUUUUGAAUGGCAAUUGGGAUGAGGUAAAAAAAAAUGCAGUAAAAAUAUUCAAUGCUAACUAAUUUAAUAGAAUUAAAAUAUUCAAAACUGACAUUUCAGGGCUUUUGGCGAUUUUCAAGACUGCUUCAUGUAUCAUUUUUCUUUGGAAAUUUGUUUAUUUUGGUAGUCAGACAGAUGCGAACUUUUUUUAACCUGAUAUUUCCUUCAACCUAUAAUAAGAAAAAAAAAUAUUAAGUUUUGAUUUUCAAAUUAAUUUUCUGAAUGAAUUAUUUUUUACAUCAGAAAAGUACAAUAAAUUUAUGUUAAGAAAGUUACCUGCCUAAUAUAAUUCAAAAUUUAGCACCUGACCAAUGAAUACAAUUAUAUCCUUUUAAUAAAAUUUACGUUAAUACAUAUAAAUUUUUAACUUUAUUGUGAAUCUUCUUAGCAGGGAUUUAUUAUUUCAUAUUCUAACAAAGUAAGAAAUAGGUAAGUUAGUACAUUGGAUAUGAAUGAAACCAUAGUGUUUUUUUUUUUUCAGGCAACAUCAGAAGUAUACAAAUAAAUGUAACCCAUUUUAUGGUUCCUUUAACAUUUUUAUGCAGAAAUAAAACCGUAUGUAAUAACAGUUUGGAAAUUGGGAACUGUAACUAAUAAGUACAGUAGAACACUGUUAUAAUGGUCCUGUUUAUUAUGUUUUCAUGUGUAUGAUUUUUAACGAAUUAUGCAUUUUCUGGUUAUAAUUAUUUGUUUUAUAAAAAUUCAAGAAAUGCAAAAAAAAAUUGUGAAGACCUCUGUAUAUUUUAUAUAUCAAAGGUCACCUAUGUUCACAGCUGUGUGUCUUUUGGCGCCUUUGCCUUUUGUCUGGUGAGUUUUCAGAUGUACAUACAUAGUUCUACAGUAUUUUAGUUUUUCAACCAUUCCAUGAUGGCACAAUAAAAAAUCAUAAAGCUUUCAUUAUUGCUUA
Bacillus rossius redtenbacheri is the source of this 2138-nucleotide messenger RNA. RefSeq names its product probable rRNA-processing protein EBP2 homolog. Bases 107 to 1039 code for a protein of 310 amino acids. Gene Ontology annotation, cellular component: nucleolus; preribosome, large subunit precursor; nuclear periphery. The transcript has 6 exons. Gene Ontology annotation, biological process: rRNA processing; ribosomal large subunit biogenesis. The record is from RefSeq and is a predicted model, not a curated record. NCBI's taxonomy places the organism in Eukaryota, Metazoa, Arthropoda, Insecta, Phasmatodea, Bacillidae.